Messenger RNA from Alnus glutinosa, 2120 nucleotides. RefSeq names its product pentatricopeptide repeat-containing protein At2g01860-like. The coding region runs from base 224 to 1753 and encodes 509 amino acids. The transcript has a single exon. The record is from RefSeq and is a predicted model, not a curated record. Lineage: Eukaryota; Viridiplantae; Streptophyta; Magnoliopsida; Fagales; Betulaceae. Gene Ontology annotation, molecular function: protein binding.
UUUUUAGGAAGCUGAAAAGCCUAACCUCAUCAAACUACCAAAACUGUAGUUGAGCGGUUCCUGAAUAUGGGAAAUCUACUUUAGUUUCUCUAUUUUUCUCUCAUUUUCUCCGCAACCAAACGGCAGACCAGAUGUUUGAUGAAAUUUCUGUUUGACACUGAAAUGCGUCUCAGUAACAUUAGCACAUUUUCGAACUCACAGACGCCAACGCCCAGUUGGAGCAAUGGAUUGCAGAGUCUCGACCAUUACCUUGUGCCCCAUCCCAUUGGAGAGAAAUUUUACAACAAAUGGAAGGUUAACUUUGGUGGUGCAUUCAAGUACUAGGAGAAGGCAACCCAAGUGCAUUCGUUAUCCACGGCGCACAAAGAGUCCGCCGGACUUUGGUGUCAAUUUAUUCUUGAAGAAGACAGGCAUGAACUCCAUAGACCCAUCACUAACCGAUUUGAUAGAUGAUAAAAAAUCUCAGUUAGCUGAAGAAGAAGAAGAAGAAGACAAAGAAGAACAAGAACAGGACGAAACUGAAGGAGUAGGAGAAGAUACUGGUGUUGCUUGGGAUUCAGAUGAGAUUGAAGCGAUCUCGUCCCUUUUCCAAGGGAGAGUCCCUCAGAAACCUGGAAAGUUGAGUAGAGAAAGGCCGCUACCACUACCUUUUCCCUACAAACUCCGACCUUUGGGGCUUCCUACACCAAAGAAACAUGUUAAAUCAACUUCUCCAACGGCAGUUUCUUAUCGUGCUUCCCUAUCAAAACAAGUGUACAAAAACCCCAGAGUCCUUAUUGCUAUAGCCAAAGAGAUCAGAAGCCUCAGUUCAGAGGAAGAUGUGUCAGUAAUUCUCAACAAGUGGGCUAGGUUUCUGAGGAAGGGGUCCCUGUCAUUGACAAUUCGGGAAUUGGGUCACAUGGGUCUUCCUAAUAGAGCUCUACAGAUAUUCUGUUGGGCUCAGAAACAACCUCAACUUUUUCCUGAUGAUCGGAUUUUAGCUUCAACAGUCGAAGUCCUGGCAAGGAACCGUGCGCUGAAAAUGCCAUUCGACUUGGAAAAGUUUACUGGUUUGGCAAGCCGCGGUGUGAUUGAAGCAAUGGUGAGAGGGUUCAUAAGAGGAGGAAGCUUGCAUCUUGCCUGGAAGCUUCUACAGGUCGCCAAGGAUGGUAAAAGAAUGUUGGAUCCCAGCAUUUAUGCAAAGUUAAUAUUGGAGCUUGGGAAGAACCCAGAUAAACAUAUGCUUGUUGUAGCCUUACUAGAUGAUCUUGGAGAAAGAGAAGAUUUGAAUUUAAGCCAGCAGGACUGUACAGCUAUCAUGAAAAUCUGCAUUAGGCUUGGCAAAUUUGACAUUGUAGAGAGUCUGUUUAAUUGGUUCAAACAAUCUGGGCAUGAGCCAAGUGUGGUAAUGUACACUACUCUGAUUCAUAGCCGCUAUUCUGAGAAGAAAUACAGGGAGGCAUUGGCUGUGGUCUGGGAAAUGGAGACUUCUAAUUGCCUCUUUGAUCUUCCAGCUUUUCGUGUGGUAAUAAAGGUUUUUGUUGCUCUGAAUGAUCUCUCAAGGGCUGCAAGAUAUUUUUCAAAGCUUAAAGAGGCAGGGUUCUCUCCAACUUAUGACAUAUACCGUGACUUGAUUAGAAUCUACAUGGUUUCUGGGAGACUGGCAAAGUGUAAGGAGGUCUGUAAGGAUGCAGAGAUUGUAGGAUUCAAGUUGGAUAAAGAAACAACUUCACAGUUGUUGCAGUUUGAAAGAGAAAAAGGGUUCAGUAUGUAGAAUUACCAUGACUUUGUGUAAAUAUUGAUGCUCCUUUUUCUUUUAAUUUUUGUUUGAAGGGCCGAGGAAGAGGGGACUGUGAUGUUAUCUUAUCAAAGACAAAUAGAUAUCAAGGAUAUUUGCUCUUUCUUUCAAAUAUCAUCACAAAGUUUGGAUCUAAGAUUUGGGACAGUUUAAAUUGAUUGAAAACAACCCUUGACGAAUAAAGACAUCCACACAUUUGAAGAACACAACUGCAGCUACAUCAAUAGUGUAUAAUAUAAAGUGGCACUGGAUAAAUGGAGGGAAGUAAAACGGUUUCAUAGUGAUUUGCAUAGUAUAGGGAAUGAGUUUAUCAAGCUGCGUUUGAAAGUGUGUUCUAUUGCAU